Molecule: messenger RNA, 937 nt
Organism: Mesocricetus auratus (golden hamster)
Lineage: Eukaryota; Metazoa; Chordata; Mammalia; Rodentia; Cricetidae
Product: protein RoBo-1
Exons: 6
Coding region: 147-827 (226 amino acids)
Source: RefSeq, a predicted model, not a curated record
ACUUAUAGCCCUCUGGGUUAUAAGAGUCAGUGACAGUGAAGGCAGAGAAAGCAUUCCUUUCUUGCUCUCUAUGGUGAGAUCACUGGCCUUCAUCUCCAUCUCAAGGCAGACCUUUCAGAAGAGCAGGACUACUUCUUGAAGUCACCAUGGCCUGGUCUGGCAGCCUGAAGAGUCUCCUCACAGUCUUUGUCUUUACCAUCCUGGCUGUCUGCUCUGUGGACAGUUACCUGUGUACAGUACAACAAUGUGAAGAUGCAUCAUGUCCUGGCAGUACAAGUUCUUGCACAGCCUCUAAAGGCUGCUUCAAUCAAAUGCAGCAAUUUGAUACACCAUCUACGUUUACAGACCGCAUUUUUAAGAACAAAGGGUGUGUUGGAGAAUCAAACACAUGCAAUGAUGAGUCAUUCUCAGCAACGCUGGGUGAUCAACGGAGAUUUAUCUUUGAAAACCGUUGCUGCACAUCUGAGCAGUGCAACAAAGAUGACAUAACAGUGUCUUCAUCUUCCUCACCCAAUGGUGUUGUAUGCACUGCCUGCUACAGUGAGAAAACCCAGUCAUGCUCCUCAGUUACCACCCUAAAGUGCACAGGCAAAGAGACAAAGUGCAUUGAGUUUACCGGCACCUCCAGCACAGCAGCAGGAUCUCCUUUAACGCUGUAUGGGAAGGGCUGCGCAACUGAAAACACCUGCAAUCUGCAACAGAAUGUCCUCAAUGGCAUACAAAUCAAAACCUCAUGCGUCUCACCAGUUUCAAACAAUGGGAGCCCUACCCUCAAAUUAAUUUCAUCAGUUCCCAUUGUUCUGCUUCUGCUGAAAGUCUUGCUUUGAACAUCCAGGGACUGACAACCUCACAAUCCUAUGCACAUGGACUCAUUGGCAUGCUUGGAUGGUUAUUUCCAAAACAUGGAACAAAUAAAAACUGGGAUUACUUCUCUGUU